UCCUCGUUACGGUUCCAAAGAACCCUAAAAACAACAGAGAGCAAGCGAGCUAGCACAGGCGGAGGAGAGGAGAGGAGACGAGAUGGAGUCGCUGUCGUCGUCGACACUAACCUCUGGGACGUCCUUGGCGGCGUCGGCAUGGGACGGGGGGAGGCUGUUUGUCGGUGGCAUCUCGUCGGACACGAGGGAGGAGACGCUGGCGGAGCACUUCGAGAGGUACGGCGAGGUGAAGGAGGUGGUGGUGUUGAGGAACCGGGUCACCGGGAGCGGGAGAGGCUUCGGCUUCGUGCAGUUCGCGAAUUUGGAGGGCCCCGAGCGCGCGCUCAAGGAAGCGAAGCAUGUCAUUCAUGGAAGAACAGUUGAAGUGAAAAGAGCCAUACCGAGAGGUGAGCAACGCCAAAACCAACAAUCCCGGAAUGCACAUCAGGACGGAGGAUCCAGUGGUUCAAGUAGGAUCACUGGUAAUAGUGACAACCAAAAUGGCAGCCACAUAAAUUCGAAAAAGAUUUUCAUAGGAGGUUUAGCAGGCGAUGUCACACACCAGGAGCUUAAGAGUUAUUUUGAGAAGUUUGGUUCUGUCGUUGAUACAGUUGUCAUGUAUGAUAGUGCCACUCAACGUCCGAGAGGUUUUGGCUUCAUCACAUUUUCUUCAGAGGAGCCUGUGGCGACGGUACUAAAGAAUAGACACCAUAAGUUGAAUGGGAAACUUGUAGAGGUUAAGAUUGCAGUCCCCAAGGAUUACAGUGAUUGUACAAAUAAUAGAAAUAGUGAGAAUUAUUACAAUGUAAGUGCUUUUGGUGGACAAUGUGGAAGAUGGCCUGUUUAUGGCACCUAUCAAGGUUAUAUGCAUCCAUAUUAUGGAUAUCCUAAUUAUGUAACAACACCUUUUUCUCCUUAUCUUUAUGGUGGACUAUAUGGAGGAGGAUAUAAUAACGGUGGUUUGUAUGGGAUUGGACAUGGGUGCCUUCUUCAUAGUCCUAGGAACACAUGGAAUAUUUCAAAAAGAAUGGUAGAUUUCCAUACAUAUCCUCCCUAUUUCAGUAGAGACUACAGAAGUUAUGAUCAAGGUCAUGGAUUUGAUGAUGGUAAUGAGAACAAAGACGGUCUUGGUGUGCAAAUGACAGUUAAGAGUGUGACAGAUUCACAGGUAGAAGCGGAAGAUGUGAAUUGUGAUGCACAAUGAAUUUUGAUUGAUAUACAUCAAGUCUGAAUUUGUAGACUCCAUGCUGGUAAGGAUUCUCUUUGCUCCCAUUUAAUUCUGUCUAUAGCCAUCAUUUUCAUUUCAUUUUUGUAUUAAUCAAUUAUGUCGGUCAUUGUUGGUCAGGCGACUUUGGGUCAACACUGGAUUCCCGGCAGCAGCUUCAUGCCGCUUCUCUAUCUGAAGCAUUAGGAUCUAUGAGACUGCUCUGAAAGAUAACCAAGUUUCACUUGACAAGUCAGCGUCAUGCUCCAUCAUGACAAAAGGGGUCAAGAAAAACUUUUUAAGGGACAAUCGGAACUUGGAUAGGAUGCUACCAUAUUGCUGGACAUUGGAUUCACAAGACUCCUCACCUGCAGCUGCGAAUCAUCUUGAAGCCUUGGUGCUGGACAUCUGAUGCAACAAGUCUUCUCACCUGCAGCUGCCAAUCAUCUUGGAGCCGGUUCUCAAUUGUAAUCAUAGCCAUUGAAAUGAACAAAAUCUCUACAGAUUUUUUUUGCUAUACCUGAUGUCGCUGAAAAAAAUUGCUCAGACAUUGGACAUGUACAAUCACAUAUUUGAUCUUUUUAAUUCUUAAAUUGCUGUCUCAAUUAUUA
Messenger RNA from Musa acuminata AAA Group (dessert banana), 1794 nucleotides. RefSeq lists its product as uncharacterized. Gene Ontology annotation, molecular function: mRNA binding. The record is from RefSeq and is a predicted model, not a curated record. NCBI's taxonomy places the organism in Eukaryota, Viridiplantae, Streptophyta, Magnoliopsida, Zingiberales, Musaceae. Bases 83 to 1183 code for a protein of 366 amino acids. The transcript has 5 exons. Gene Ontology annotation, biological process: regulation of translation.